UUCUAACAGCUUUGAAUGCAUCUCUUGAGUCUAAGAAAGAUAUCCAUCUCCAUUAGAAUGAGAAGAAGAAGAAGAAGAACAACAACAAUAGCAACAGAUGAAGAAGCUUCAAACAACAAUGAAGAAGAUUCACAUGCAUCUUCCACUCCAGUCCAUGAGCUCAAAACAAACUUGAAUCCUUCUUACAAACCAACUUGGAAAUGCUUCUCUUAUGAAGAAAUCAACCAUGCAACAAAUGGCUUCAACCAAGAAAACUUAGUAGGAAGAGGAGGAUAUGCAGAGGUGUACAAAGGAGUGCUUGACGAUGACCGGAAUAUCGCUGUAAAACGGCUGACAAGAGCAUCUACUGAAGAGCAGAAGGUGAAGGAGUUCUUGAAAGAGCUCGGCAUUGUGAGCCAUGUUCAGCAUCCCAAUGUCUCUGCACUCUUAGGCUGUUGCAUUGAACAUGAGCUUUAUCUCAUCUUCGAGUUAUCUUCCAAUGGUUCAGUCUCUUCUCACCUUCAUGAUAAGAACUUAGCUCCAAUGGCCUGGAAAGUGAGGUAUAAGAUCGCUGUCGGUGCAGCCCGGGGACUUCAUUAUCUGCACAGAGGAUGCCAGAGAAAGAUCAUUCAUAGAGACAUCAAAGCAUCAAACAUACUUUUGACAUCAAACUUUGAACCUCAGAUUUCAGACUUUGGAUUGGCAAGAUGGCUUCCUGCAGAGCAGGAUCACUGUUAUAUUGCAGAACCAAUAGAAGGAACAUUUGGAUGCUUGGCACCGGAGUAUUUUACACAUGGUAUCAUCGACGCGAAGACGGAUGUGUUUGCAUUUGGUGUCUUCCUGUUAGAGAUAAUAUCAGGCAGAAAACCGGUGGAUGGGGCUCAGAAGAGCUUGCUAAGCUGGGCGAAGCCUUAUCUAAAUGAUGGUACUGUGGAAAUGCUAGUUGAUCUGAGAUUCGGCGAUGAAUACGACAUUGUAGAGCUGAAAAGGUUGGCCUUUGCCGCUUCUCUUUGCAUCAGAACAGCCUCAACAUGGCGCCCUUCCAUGAAUGAGGUGGUGGAGCUGAUGGAGGAUGGGGAGAUACCGCCGACCUGCUGGACAAUGACAGAAGAAAGAGAAGAAGGCGAAGACUUUCGUGGCUUUGAUUAUCUUGAUGAAUUUGAUACACCAUCAUCUUCAUCAGUGACAAGUUCUUAAGUGUAUAAUUAAUCUUAGAUAAGCCUUGCACUUGUAUAAUGUAUGUCUUUUGAGGUUGAGUCAAAGGAAUCUAACUUCAGUGCCAAAAUGUGCAAUGUUCUUUAAUG
Messenger RNA from Dioscorea cayenensis subsp. rotundata (Guinea yam), 1283 nucleotides. RefSeq names its product probable receptor-like serine/threonine-protein kinase At5g57670. Lineage: Eukaryota; Viridiplantae; Streptophyta; Magnoliopsida; Dioscoreales; Dioscoreaceae. The record is from RefSeq and is a predicted model, not a curated record. Gene Ontology annotation, molecular function: protein kinase activity; ATP binding. The coding region runs from base 16 to 1176 and encodes 386 amino acids. The transcript is spliced from 7 exons. Gene Ontology annotation, biological process: protein phosphorylation.